CCACCUGCGCCCGCGCGCAAGCAGUCCAUCAAUCUCGACCCGCAGGCUGCCGAACGCCUCGAGCGCCAUCUCAACCACCGGCCCGACAAGCACGAUCUCAUUGAGCGAAACAUCCUCAAGGAUGAUCACGUAGCACCCUCCUUGCAGGCGGCGAAGGAGCGGUUGCAGCGGUCUCAGCUCGAGGACAAGCUGGAGCACGCGCUGCAGCAGCGCCCGAAGGCCGAGGAACUCGUGCAGGAAGGAAUUCUC
Molecule: messenger RNA, 249 nt
Organism: Laetiporus sulphureus 93-53
Lineage: Eukaryota; Fungi; Basidiomycota; Agaricomycetes; Polyporales; Laetiporaceae
Exons: 3
Source: RefSeq, a predicted model, not a curated record